UAUUAUUCCUACUGCAAGCCUCCCACUGUCAGAGUGCCAACAACAUGUGCAGGAGGAAUGAGAGGAUCCCAGUCACCACUUCUACUGGUAGAGGUGGAGUGUUGUAUAAUGGUUUUGGCGGGCGGUACGAUGGGAGAGGAGGGACCUGAACACAAUAUGCAUGCUCCUCGAUCGAGGGCCCAAGUCCAGAAGGCCUGCGAAUAUCAUCCAUUGACGACUCACUCGAUGACAAUCGUCGACAUCCUUAUCAUUAGCCAGCGUCCUGUUGCAGCGUUGCGAAUGAAGGAACAUGAUUGUCACCUUGCAACCACUGGGAAAAGCGAGGUUUAUCUCAUCUGGCCAUCGGAGGGAAAGGCGCCAACGGACGUACCAAAUCCUAGAACUAGCGGCGACCGCGUAAGAGAUGAGACGAACGAGCGAGCCAGGUACGAUCAGGGCUUCUUUUCGGGCACGGAGAAUUCUGCGUUCGCGUUUGCGUGCGUGCGUUUGCGUUUAAACGCAUGCGUUUGUCACGCUUGCGUUUGCGUGUGCGAACUUGACAAAGAUGCGUUCGUGCGUAAUAAUACUUUUAAGUACUUUAGCUAUCAAAUAGACGGAAUGUAACAGUCUAACGUACUCGUAAAAUAUCUCCGCACCGUACUUUGAUGCCAACAAGGUCUCAUCCCAUAGAAGGA
This is a messenger RNA of Desarmillaria tabescens, 674 nucleotides long. RefSeq lists its product as uncharacterized. The record is from RefSeq and is a predicted model, not a curated record. The transcript is spliced from 2 exons. Lineage: Eukaryota; Fungi; Basidiomycota; Agaricomycetes; Agaricales; Physalacriaceae. Bases 58 to 603 code for a protein of 181 amino acids.